AUGUAUAAGUUAUAUGUGUUUUUCCUUGUCGUGUUCCUAAUCGGUGAAACCACUUCUAUGAGAAUAAAACGACAAUCACGCAACGAGACUACGACAGCAGAGCCUGAGGCUGCGCAAGUGCAACCUGUGUCACCAAGCUCCUCCACUCCUACUGAAAAUGGACAAAAUACGCAGUCGGAAUCAGACUUACAGGAAUGCAUUCGGAGCUGUCCAGUGACCUCCGAAUAUAAUCCUGUUUGCGGGUCUAAUAGAGUUACCUACUCUAACCCUGGUAGACUCCUGUGUGCCCAAGAGUGUGGUGUCAAUGUAAGCCAGCUCAGAACAUCGCCGUGCUAG
Messenger RNA from Parnassius apollo (apollo), 336 nucleotides. Lineage: Eukaryota; Metazoa; Arthropoda; Insecta; Lepidoptera; Papilionidae. The record is from the annotation of a GenBank genome assembly.